AUGGAAAUCACGGUGGGGCGUUCAUUGAUGCAUUACCUGAUGACAUCAAGGGACAGCAUUGAUCUUGAUCAACGGAGAGCAGCUGUUGUUAUAAAUGUGUAUGAUGGUUUCUCAUCUAUGGUUUUCGUUAUCGUUUCUCUAGUCUCACAAACAUACACGGGUUGUUUCAAUAUGAUUAUAUUCUCCGCAGCAGCUUCUAUUCAGACGGAGGCAGAAUAG
Messenger RNA from Sphenostylis stenocarpa, 219 nucleotides. The record is from the annotation of a GenBank genome assembly. Lineage: Eukaryota; Viridiplantae; Streptophyta; Magnoliopsida; Fabales; Fabaceae.